AUGUCUUCAGAAGAAAAUAAGAGUAUGUAUAUCAGAAUAUAGAUAAUAUGUAGUGUUUUUAAAUACAUCAGUUUUUAGAAUUAAUAUAAUUAUAUAUAGCAAAUAUUAAUAUUACUAAUAUAUAAAGUAUGAUGUCAUAUUCUGCCAUUGCAGUGAAUUGAUAAUAUACCAAAUGCCUGUUUGCAUUACAUGUAAUACACAUUUUGGAUAAAGUCAUAUUUUCAUUUGGCAUUUUCUGCAAUACACAGAAUUAUUUUAACGAGAGGAAAUUGAAAGUGAUAAAUCAUAAAUGUACCUCCCACACACUUAAGGCUUCCUGUUUUGUGAAGCCUUGCUAUUUAUAAUAAGCAAGAAGCUGUAGAUGUUGUAGACAACCAUCUUGUCGGUAUUGUAAUACCAAGUACAUGCAGCAACCGAUUCAAAAUUAUUUAAAGGUAGCUGGGUACAUGCAAUCUGUAUGUAAACAAAGCCUUUACAUUUCAGAAUUCAAAAUAUUGAACUUUAAUUUGACAACUAUUUAUAUUUUCAUGCUUCUACAGUAUAAUAAAUGAUCAAGAUACAACAAUCAGGCUUUGCAAGAAUAUAAAGUUAAAUAAAAACCUAAUUAUAAAGUGUUUAUAUCACGGCAGGAGACUCCUAUGUGCGCAUGCGCAGACCUAGCCUGCGUGGCAGGCCUAUAGGAUAGCGCAGACCGGACUGUACCCUAUCUUUAAGGGACUCAACCCCGCUCGCCAAUGACAGCUAUGAUGCUGGACAAAAUAUCUAUAGUCCUCGCAAUUUUCGGCGGCAAAAGGCAAGUGUUUUGUAAACACUUUUAGUUUUGUGACUUAUUUUAAAAUACAUCUAAAGUUAUGAUAUACUUCUUGUAUAAACUUUAAGUUCAAACAUACAUACAAUCUUAGAACAACGUCCGUAGUGUAACAAAGUUAAAACUAACAGUGUGAAACAAGGUUUCCUUGAAUAUCAAACACUUUUAAUUGGUAGAAUCAAGAGAAUACUAAAUAUAAAAUAAUACUAAUACUAAAUAUGACAAAAAAUUGCUCCCGACCUUCGUAAAAUCAGCGGCAAUUUUUUGCCGCCGAAUAUUUAUCAAAAUUGCAAGGACUGUAUCUAUGAGCAAGAAAUAAUCAAAGUGUUGUUUGGAAUUAUUUAGAUGAAGGAAGUGCAGAGGAUAGCACAGCUGGUGCCACUGGGGAGUCGGAUGAAAAAAGUUCAAGUGAUGGUACAUGAUGAUAAACCAAUUACAGUCAAAUCUCUCAUUAUAGCAAGAGUGAAAAUCUAUUGCAAAAAGUGGGGUUGGGGGGUUGGAGCUGGCCAGAAACAUCGUACUCCCCCACAGAGGAAAUUGGAUGUUAAGCCCCCUACCCCCUUUACAUGUCUUAAUACACUUACCAGAAAUACAUUUUUCUCCCCUCCCCCUAUGGGCAAUAGAAAUUUUUCUCCAUGGGGGCGUGGAUCUUUUCAGCAGGAAUGACCCAGUAUGGAUUAAUUAUAUUAUGAAUGUCCCAAAAGUGAGGGGUGCAUCCCCCAUCCCCCUCCAGGAUUUUUACCCAUGCACUCAUUAAUACAACCACUUAAUUUUCUGUUUCCUGUCAUAUUAGGGAGGGUCAAUUGUAUUGGCAUUACAGCAAAGGGCCAUUACCUUUAAUAUCCCCCACACACACACACCCACCCACCCCUAAGUGCUGAUACAAAAAAAACCUCAGAAAUUGGUAAAUUUGUAAUUUAUGCUGUUGUCUAUCCAGAUCUUCCAAGCUUUCUUCAAGGACUUCUUGCAAGACUGGGAAUAAGUAAACCUGGUGACACAGAGCAGGAGCCUGAGCACGAGCAAGUUCUUGAAGAAGUUACAUUUGAGGGAAUUGCAAAAUAUAUCCAGACUGAGAAAUGUACGAAAUAUGGAAAUAAUCAAUAAAUUGUGAAUUAUGACAUAAUUGUACAUUUUGAAGCAUGUUUACAUCUAGAACACUAGCAGUAUGCUCCCUUCUCUUGCAAACCAAUUUUAUUACUUUCUUUUUAUACUCUUGUAUAAUUACCAUAAAUCCUCACUUUAUUCAAAUGUAGGUACCCCUUAACCCAUUAAGCUGCAAUGUACCCAAUAUGCAGCAGACUUAUUAUUAUACUCUGUCUAAUGCCAGAUAAUUUUACUUGUCAAGGGAAGAGUCUUGCACAUAAACCACCAUGAGUCCCAUUAUAGCCAUUCCGAAGUUGAUGAGUGAACUGGGGACGAGUGUUAAAAAGUGCCCAAAUUAAGAAAUGAACCAAAUCACCUCUAUACAAAGUUUGAAGACGUUUACAUGAAUACCCUUCGAAUAACAAGCUUUCGAAAAUCGCGAUAUUCACUAUGAAAUGUACUGUAAUUUGUGUUUUUGGGACGCACAUCCCAAAAACAAUCUUUUAAUCACUAAUUUCACAAUUUUCGAAAGCUUAUUAUUUGAAGGGUAUUCAUGUAAACGUAUUCAAAUUUUGCAUACUUACUAAUUUUGAGGUGGUCUUUUUAGUGAUUUGGUUCAUUUCUUAAUUUGGGCACUUUUUAACAUUCGUCCCCAGUCUACUCAUCAACUUCAGAAUGGAUAAUUGUGCAACAAAUGUAUUUUCAUAUAAUGCAUCUUUCUUUGUUUGAGCCAAAUUAAUAAGCUGUUACCCCCUAGCUAUUUAUUUAGCCCUCCCCCUUUUCCAGUAACCCAAAUAAAUAGCACAGCUAGAUUUCAAAUUUUCCAGGUGACAUGCUAUAGUACUCAUCUAAUACUACAAUGUUACCUGGAAAAUUUAUUAGUAUUCCUACUUUUCACAGUAAUUCACCAUUAUGUAAUUUUGAAACUUUUGUGUCCCAGGUCGACGCAUAGUAACAAUGGCAGGUGCAGGAAUUUCAACCGCUGCUGGUAUUCCAGAUUUCCGAAGUCCAGGCAGUGGCUUGUAUGAUAACCUACAGCAGUAUAACCUUCCUUAUCCCGAAGCAAUUUUUGAAAUUGGAUUUUUUCAUGUAUGUUUGGACGUUUAUGUAAAUUCUAAAUAUACAAAGAAAUAUACAACGUCAUGUGGAGGUCAAGGGAGAAGGACGGCUUUUAUAUUGUUUUAUAUUACCUCUUAUAAAUUAUAAUAGUCAUUUAAAUACGAUGUGUUGACAGCCAUUUUGUUUUUUUGUUGUUUUAGUUGACUUUUGUUCAAAGAUUGAUUCCCACUUGAGUUAAAUCAUGCUAAAAAUUGCCUGUUAAACAUCUUGUUCAAGCUAUGGCAAUUGACCAUUUGCGUAAAAGACUAAAUUUUGAUCUAAACAAGUCUAGACAAAAGUUUCGUCACAGCUUGAAAGAGCAUCACAAAACUAGUAAUAUUCCAAAGUUUCGUUGCGAAAUGUUGUAAAAUGUGGAUAAUAUAGCCUUGCGAAGUUUGCAAUUUUCAGUCAUUUUAGAUUACAAACGGGAAAUUGACAGCCCCAAAGGGUAUCGGGCUGUCAAUUUCCCGUUUGUAAUCUAAAAAUUUAGUCUAUUACGCAAGCUAUGGCAAUUUAUCAAUGUUUUUUGUUUAGUCAAAUCCUGAACCAUUUUUUAAACUGUCUAAAGAACUGUACCCUGGAAACUUCAAGGUUAGGCCAGACGUUUGUAUUACUUGUUAUUUAAACACUAGUACAAUGUCAAUGAUGCUCUUUAUUUGAAUUUAAUUUUCUUUUUCACACAACUAGCCAACAACGUCGCAUUAUUUUAUCCGUUUACUGCAUGAAAAAGGAUUGCUUUUACGUCACUAUACUCAGGUAUGCUCUCCGAAAUACACCAAGAAAGUACUUUACUUUGGUUAUAGAGCCUCGUUUUCGUUAUGUGACAUUAGUUGAAGCCUAAAGGCUGCAUUCCAGUUACGCGUUUUUCAUACGCACGUAAAAGUUGAAUUCGCUUAAAAUUUCAUGUAAGUGCAAAUAACCUUAACAAAUACACAUUAAAUCAUACACAAAACUGAAUGCUGUCCUUUUAUAAAUUUAGUUAUUUCAUAAGUAGGAUGUAAAGCGAAUUCAACUUUUACGUGCGUGUACGCACGUAUGAAAAACGCGUAACUGGAAUGCAGCCUUAAAGGCACGUGUUUACACUUGCAAUUUUUGCUGCGAUUUCUAGCAGGGCAUUUUUUAACUAUAUAACUGGGGGGGCCAAAGCCCCCCCAGCCCCCAUGGUGGCCCCCACUCAACCAUUUUGGCCCCCCCAGUCAAAGUCCCUUUUCUCUAAAAUAUAAGCAAAACAUUGAAUUUAGAAGGGAGGUUUGAUAUUCUAGUAACUGAAAUUUGCUUUGUGAAUCUUAUGUCCUGUCUUUUAUGUUUAAUAAACAUCUUAUUAGAUUUUAAACAUUUCCCAGGCAGUAGAUUGCAUUUCCCAGACCCUAUAGAGUUUGAGUUGUUGGACAAGUUAGUGACCGCAGGGGGCAACAGGCCCUCAACCAUGUGUUUUAUAAGGGGGGGGGAUAAUUUUGGCCCCCACCAAAAAAAAACAAUUUGAUUUCGAUACUAGAAGUUUUUGAAAUCAUAUAUACAUAUAAUCAAAUAUCUGUAAUCGAUAUUUUGAUAACAUUUCUCGUAAUAAUCCAUCCUGACUCGCGGAUAUCGAUCAAGACGAUCAUAGACUCACAAAUCAUAAUGAACGAAUUAAUGAAAGGGCCAAACAAAAGACGUAUAGAAGACUUUGAAAAUGCCAUUUCCGAUGAUUUAGAGACGCAAAAUUUUCAAAAUUUUUCCACUCUGUGCCAACCAUGGUGGCGCUUCGUGGGAGUCGGGAACUCUAAGUUUAUCAAGCUGGCUCCCUAAGUGACUGCCAAGUUGUGGUAUCUACAUAAACAUACUAUGCAAGUACUUAACUGCAGGUUCAGUCUAUCUACAGCAUAAUGUAAUGCUGUAUAUCCAAAAAUCUGUUUCAGAAAAUGCAGGGAAUUGCAGUCAUAGGGGUAGAAAAAUACAAAAAUUUUCUGGGGGAGAAAACCCCAGACCCUCUCCAGGGCCGUAGCAACCGCGCCCGGUGGUGGGGGGCUGGGGGGCUGCAGCCCCCAGUAAUUUGCUAAUAAUCAUUCAUUUUUUAAAAUCAUGCAAACCUUUAUUAUUUAAUCCAUGACAAACUGCAAAGAAUGAAGAUAUUACCCAUACUUUCCUGCAACUUAUCCAAUAUAUUGUUAAUUAAAUACACCUUCGUCCAUUUAGUACUACUGAAUUCUAAAUUUCCACAUACUAAAAACGCUGUAUUCUGACAAUCAGAAAUCUGUCAAAUCUUCCCCAAAGUCCAGGAAAUGGCAUUUCAGAGACUCUAAAUUUAAAAAUUUCCUCGGGCCUUCGGCCCUCGCUUUCAGCCCCCCCCCCCAAACGAAAAGAGCUUCCUAAGGCCCUGCUCUCACCCCCCCUACUAUUAAAUGCGAUACCACACCAAACUUUUUGUUACCAACAAACCAUCUAUCAUUGCUCCACACUCGGUAUGGUAUGGUCCCUUUUUGUAGAUGGCCCCCCCACUGACGAAUUCUUAAAAAAUGCCCUGAUUUCUAGUGCGAUUUUCUUCUGAUGAUGGAUGUGAACGAGUAGACGAAGUUAUGAAUGUUGAGACACAGAAUAGAUACCGGACCAGAAGGGACACUUCUAUGUGUUUUGACUGAAAGAAAACGUCCGAAUUUUUUUUACGUGCAAUGACGCCAUCCUGGAGUGCACACGGCACUUUGUACCUAUGUUUUCCUAUGAAAAACCUCCGUGUGCACUCCAGGAUGGCGUCAUAUGAUGGCGUAUUUUCACGUCAGCACUCGUAAAAUUUGGGACAAAAUAUCGUCUGAGUGACACUUCUGGUCCUGUAUCUAUUCUGUGGUUGAGAUGAGGGUCAUCAUCUGCAGCCCAGCAAAAUGUGUAUCACUUAAAAAUGCAUUAAACGCUUAAAAAUACUUAUAAAAUUCGUCUCAAUUUUGCUAUCAAGCGAAUGAGCUACACAAACAAAUCGCUUGAUAGCAAAUUGAGACGAACUUUAUAGGUAUUUUUAAGCGUUUAAUGCAUUUUUAAGUGAAUACACAUUUUGCUGGGCUGCCUAUGGGAACAUGUACUCAGAACAUUAAUAGCUCAUCCACUCAUUCACAUACAUUAGAAGAAGGAAAUCGCAGCAAAACUUGUAAACGACGAGCCUUAACGUCUCGACCAUGAAAACGAGGCUCUGCACCUCACGUGACGUACUUUCUGGAAGGGUGUAUUACGUUGCAACUUUCAUAAAAAAAUGACGCACGUGGUAACAUGACCUUGAAGUGCGUCUGUAUAAAAUUUAGAACAUUGACACACUGGAGCGGCUCGCUGGUGUUCCUGGAGAACAAUUGGUGGAGGCUCACGGGACAUUUUAUACAGCACAUUGUUUAAAAUGUCGCAAAAUGUAUACACAGGAUUGGAUCAAAAGUGAGCAGACAUGUCAUCUAGAUUUAGACAGACAGUGUAUUACCUAUGUGUAUUACAUGUAAAAUAAUAGAAAGUUGAGCUACUUUCAAGUAACAAACGAUUUGAUUUUAGACGAAAUUCUUGCUGACAAUCUUCCAACGUGUGAAAAAGAUAAUUGCGACGGCGUAGUAAAACCAGGUAUAACAAAGUAUAGAAGUUAUCAUUUCAAGUUUAUACAUUAUAUAACUGUUUAAAACUUUUUAUUUUGAAGAUAUUGUAUUCUUUGGUGAAAGUUUGCCCGAACGCUUCUCAAGUUGUGUUUCAAAGGUAAAUACAGUACGUUGCGUAUGUGCAGUAUGUCACUGCAGGCCUUAAAAUAUCGGUCGGUCACGGACAUUGUCUGACCCACUCGUGAAAUUGUCCGACGUAGAGAGGAAACCACCGGACAUUCCGUCCGACCAAAGUGAAACUGAGGUUUAUAACGUUUAUUGUUUGUCCGACCCAAGUGAAUUGGUGUCCGACCGAACUAUAGCUUUGUCCGACGUACUAUUGUAUAAAAGGUGUACUGGAAAUGUUGUUUUAACGUAGUCGAGCGCGGGGCGGCGAGCGAAAUG
Messenger RNA from Paramuricea clavata, 6972 nucleotides. Lineage: Eukaryota; Metazoa; Cnidaria; Anthozoa; Malacalcyonacea; Plexauridae. The record is from the annotation of a GenBank genome assembly.